CGGCCCGGUGCUGCCCCGCCCGGUCCCGCCGCCUGCCGCGCAGCUCAGCGCGGGCUCCCCACGCCAUGGACCCUCCCGAGGAGGUGCGGGCGCAGCUGGAGCGGUGCGGACAGGGCCAUCUGCUGCGGUUCUGGGCCGAGCUGGACACGGCGCAGCGCGGAGCGCUGCUGGCGGCACUGUCGCCGGGGCUGGGCGAGCACUGCCGGCAAGCGGCGGCGGCCGGGGCGCGCCAGCGCGGCCCGCACGAGCGCCUGGACGGCCGGAUGGAGCCGCUCCCCACCGAGCUGCUGGGCAGCGCCCGCCGCAGCAGCCCCACCGCACUGCAGCGCUGGGAGGCGGAAGGUAUACAUCAGAUUUCACAGAACAAGGUGGCAGUGCUACUCCUGGCUGGAGGACAAGGAACCCGCUUGGGAGUCAGCUAUCCCAAGGGCAUGUACAACGUGGGGUUGCCCAGUGGCAAGAACUUGUAUCAGAUCCAAGCAGAAAGAAUCCGCAAAGUAGAGCAGCUUGCUGGCAAGAGACACCACUGCAAGUGUAUCAUUCCCUGGUAUAUCAUGACAAGUGAGUUCACACUGGGGCCAACAGAAGAGUUUUUUGUACAACACAACUACUUCAACUUGGACAGAUGCAACGUUGUCAUGUUUGAACAGAGGAUGCUGCCUGCUGUCACCUUUGAUGGGAAGGCUAUCUUGGAGGAGAAGGGGAAAAUUGCCAUGGCUCCAGAUGGCAAUGGUGGCUUAUACCGUGCUUUGAUGGAUAAUAAGAUCUUGAAUGAUAUGAAGCAGCGUGGAAUCCAGUAUGUCCAUGUAUAUUGUGUGGACAACAUCCUUGUGAAAAUGGCAGAUCCAGUCUUCAUAGGUUUCUGUAUUUCCAAAGGGGCAGACUGCGGUGCAAAGGUAGUGGAGAAGGCCUACCCCACGGAACCUGUUGGGGUGGUGUGCUGUGUGGAUGGGGUGUACCAGGUGGUGGAGUACAGCGAGAUCAGCCUGGAGACUGCACAGCAGCAGCGCCCUGAGGGGGGACUGGUGUUCAGUGCUGGCAACAUCUGUAACCACUUCUUCACUGUUGAGUUCCUGGAAAAAGUGGCCCAGAAAUGGGAGUCACAGCUGAAGCAUCAUGUAGCCAUAAAGAAGGUGCCCUACAUUGACAAGGAGGGAAAUCUGGUAAAACCACUAAAACCGAACGGGAUAAAGCUGGAGAAGUUUGUGUUUGAUGUGUUCCAGUUCUCUAAGAAUUUUGUGGCAUUUGAAGUUCUGAGAGAAGAGGAAUUCUCACCACUAAAAAAUGCAGACACAGCUGACAAAGAUACUCCUACCACUGCUCGGCAAGCCCUCCUGGCCCAGCAUUACCGCUGGGCUCUCAAGGCUGGAGCCAGAUUUGUGGAUGAAAAUGGUUGCAGGAUACCAGAAAAACUCAGGUCCUCUCUGGAUGUGCAGGUUGAUAUCUACACUUCUUGCUCCUCUUACGACUGUGGGUGCUCCAGUCUCUCAGGAACUGAAGAUCCUCCGGCUGUGUGUGAGAUUUCUCCAUUAGUGUCUUACUUUGGAGAGGUGAGAAUAGCUAUCUGUGGAGGCAUUUUUAAGAGUGUGCAGGGUCUGGAAGUGUACAUGAAGAACAAAGAGUUCCCUUCUCCCUUUGUACUCGAUGAAAACAAAGUGGAAAUGCUGGAAAAUUCUUGAAGUGGGAAGCCUUUCCUUCUCAAAUUAGAUCCAUGUUUGUCAGAUCCAUUAUAAGAACUGACAGUUCUAAAAUCUCAAUGAGGUGCAUUAUAAAAAAAUUGCUUUUGUGGCUUAACACUUUCUGGGUGCUAAACAGAUCCUACAUUUCUUAUUUACUGUUGCAUAUGAAUACGGAAAAGAGCCAGUCAAGGCCUGAUAAAUCAGCUUUGCCUUCAAGAAGAUUCAGUUUCUUCAGUGCCUUGUUAGGUGUCUUGUUUGUGUUGGUGUGGUUUUUUUGGUUUGGUUUUGUUUCUAUAUCAUGUGCACAGUUGGAGUCAGACUGAGAUCCCAUCCUGAAAAGUAUGGAAGGACUUUGGAUACUGAGGUUUUCUCUCCAGUGGUCAGUUUUUUCCCUAAUCAUGUGCUGAUUUGAAGAUCCAAUUCAGCAAUUGAAUCCUCUAAGCAGAUCAUACAGAGUCUGCUGUAUGGAGGGAUGUUGCUGUGCCUAAGCAUUGCUUGAGGCUUGGAGUCCAAAGUAGAACAGACUAGUUUUGUAUCUAGGCUCAUUGGUGCCAUGCUUAGACUGAUUGCUCCUUACAGUUGUAGUGACUUGGGUUUUUUUAAUUAAAAACAAAAAAAUUUUCACGACCCUCUGCCCUUCCUGACUAUAACAGUUUUCCUUUCCAUUUCCUGUUUAAUAUAUACCAUAUCCCUCAGACAAGGUUCUCUUGGGGUACCUGAAAGUAGUAAAAGAAACAAAUCCCAGUGGUAGAAUUUAAUGCCUAACCAAAACAAAACAAAAAAGACUCAGCAUCAGCAGGGUACACAGUAAAACACCAGCCUCCGCUUCUACAGUUUUUCUCCAGGUGAUUUUCCAGCACUCUUUCACUUAGGAAGUAAUUCCAUAGAUGCCUUUCUUUUAGAUAUGUUACUAACCACAAUGUAAAGUGUCAGCUAAUGAAGGACACUAAUUGUCAGAACAUAUGUAGCAUGUGAACUCAGCCCUGGCCAGGGGGCCUCAGGGUAACUCUGACCCUUAAGCCGCCAGUGAUUCUUCAUGUUCAGUUUUUGGACACUGCCCCAGAAAGCUCAUGCCCUUUGGAUGCAGAACCUGUGCUGAGCAUACCUGACUCAGUAUGUUUCAGCCUUGGUGAGGAUGUGUCAGCUGCACUCUCUGGUGGCUGGCCUUGGCCUCAGAAAUGUUCCAUACUCUUCCCCUAAACGUGGUGUUAGGGAAGGUAGCAAGAAGGACAUUUCAUCUGAAAUGUUAUUUCAUGCAUCAGCUUCUAUUGAGGAAUUGCUUAUGUUAUUUCAUUAAGCAUAAUAAGUUCCAUGGCUUUCUGCCAUUUCUGAUGUGAAGCUCUAUUCAGAAUAAUAGAGAAGGGAAUGGGGAAGUAUAAAAAUGACUUUGAGAGUAAAUACAGUUUCUAAGUAUGCUCAAGUUUUCCAAAGAAAGCAUCUAAAUGUCAUUAUCAGAGUUUUUGGUUGUGAAGUGUUUCUGCAUGAACUUGAGUAAUGAUCCUUUCACACAUGCAGACCAGCUAAUGACUGGUUCUGAUUACCUCAGUUGGCAUGUGCAGCCGGUAAUUCACAUUUUUAGUAUAAAUGAAGCAUUUGUCCUUGUCACCCAAUUCUGUAGUCUUUUUGCAGUGUUUCUAUGACACAUUCCAUUCCUGUCAGUCAAGUUUUAUAUCUGAGAACAUAUUGUGUUGUAUAUUUGUAUUGCUCAGAAGUUCAAGAACAUGCUUCUUUUAUACUCUGCUGUGCUAUAAAGAAAUAUUUCUUUCCUUUUUCUAAAGUUCUUUCUCUUUUGAAGCUUCAGUUUCCAUGCACACAGAACAGAGCUGCUGACAUGGUUUUCAAAAAGUUAAAUUAAAAUGCUAAAUGUCUUGUCUUUUGGUUUUUUUAUUUUCUGUGACUCUUCACUUUAAACUGGAACAUAGAAACAAUUUUGAGAGAACUUUAACAAAAAAAAAAAUCUGUCCUGUACGUAACAGUCUUUGUGCACAUUAUAAAAUGAAAAAAAGUACCUGAAACAAAGGGAACACCUGUACUACUCCAGAAACUUCUGGACAUCUAAGCAUUUUUAACAAUAAAGAUGUUACUGUGAUUUA
Haemorhous mexicanus (house finch) is the source of this 3772-nucleotide messenger RNA. RefSeq names its product UDP-N-acetylglucosamine pyrophosphorylase 1 like 1 (gene UAP1L1). Lineage: Eukaryota; Metazoa; Chordata; Aves; Passeriformes; Fringillidae. Gene Ontology annotation, biological process: UDP-N-acetylglucosamine biosynthetic process. The record is from RefSeq and is a predicted model, not a curated record. The transcript is spliced from 10 exons. The coding region runs from base 66 to 1679 and encodes 537 amino acids. Gene Ontology annotation, molecular function: UDP-N-acetylglucosamine diphosphorylase activity.